Molecule: messenger RNA, 4463 nt
Organism: Xiphophorus couchianus (Monterrey platyfish)
Lineage: Eukaryota; Metazoa; Chordata; Actinopteri; Cyprinodontiformes; Poeciliidae
Product: protein bicaudal D homolog 2
Exons: 10
Coding region: 283-2949 (888 amino acids)
Biological process (GO): protein localization to organelle; regulation of microtubule cytoskeleton organization; microtubule anchoring at microtubule organizing center
Cellular component (GO): cytosol; Golgi apparatus
Molecular function (GO): dynein complex binding; cytoskeletal adaptor activity; dynactin binding
Source: RefSeq, a predicted model, not a curated record
AGCGCGCGCUUGACACUCGACCCCUCGGCGAAACGAGGGAAGCAGGUGGGUUGGGAGGAAGGGGAGCGGCUGUUCGCUAAACCAAACCUGGUACCGCCGCUAACUAACGUGAUCAGGAGACCGCUGUUGCUGAGCGCUCCUCUGGAAGGAGCAAGGUGGCGGUUUUGUGGCGGCAAGCGAGCUCCACCGUUGAAAUAAAACAGCAAGGGCGGUGGUUAUGAGGGUAGAGGAGUGAGGGUGUGGCAGCGGAUCGUCGGCAGAUAAGCGCGAGACCAGGUAAAGAUGUUGGAGACGGAUGCCGACCCGACGGGUGGAGAGGUCGAGGAGGAUGUGGAAACAGACAUGGGCAGCAGCGACAUGAAGGCCGAGGUGAUGCGGCUCACGCUGGAGCUCCAAGAGGCGACGGAGGAAAAGCUGCAGGCCGCUCGGUACGGGCUGGUGGUGUUAGAAGAAAGCGCCGCCCUCAAGAUGAAACACACGCAACUGGAAGAGGAACACGAAUCCCUAAAGCUGGAGCUGCAGCAGCUCAGAGAGGCUUUUGCAGAUUCUGUGAGCAGCCAGAAGCGUGCAGCUGCUGAUGGAGAGUGUCGGGAAGAGAGCCUGCUGCAGGAGACGGCCUCCAAAGAGGCUGCCAUGGCAACCCGGAUGGAGGAAGUUCAGGCUGAGCUCAAACAGACGCGUCUUGCUCUGGGCAACGCCCACGCCGAGCUCGACAGGCUGGGGGGGCUCUCCAUCCAGCUUAAGAAGGAAUGUGAAUGUCUGGAAGCGGAGAAGAACCAUUUGAGGGAUGAAAUGAAGGAAUAUAAAGUACGUGAGCUGCGUCAGCUACAGGACAACGGCGAGCUGGAGGAAGAAAAUAUCUCCUUACAGAAACAAGUGUCUGUGCUAAAGGAAAACCAGGUGGAGUUUGAAUCAAUAAAGCUUGAGCUAUCCCAGAAGAACGAAGAGCAAGAUGAGCUGCGAGCGCAGCUGGAUGAAGCCGCGAGGCUGAGGGAGAUCGCAGAGCGGCAGCUGGACGAGGCCCUGGAAGCGCUGAAGGAGGAGCGGGAGCAGAAGAACAGUCUACGGCGGGAGCUCUCUGCCCUGACCCUCAACCCGUUCGACUCCGUGGGGAACCUGGAGCUCCAUUUGGACCAGCUGGAUGACAGCCAGGAGGAGGGCCGCGGGGGGGAGGGCGACGCUCAGGAAGAGACCCAGGACAGCAGUCACACCAACGGAUCUGCACCCAGCUCCAAAAGCAACGGCCUCGUCCAUCGCUACUCCACGCCGCGCAACAGCGACGUUUUCCUGCGUCCUCCAGCCUCAGGCCUGGUGUCUGACCUGCUGAGUGAGCUGCACUUUUCAGACAGUCAGAAACUAAAACAGCAGCUGCUACAGACAGAAAGGGAGAAAUCCAGCCUGGGUAGCAAAGUGGAGGAACUGCAAAUGCAGCUGAUGAUGUCCAAACAGGCUCUAAGUCAGCAGGAGGACAAGGUUGGUGCUCUCACUCAGCAGCUGGAAGCCGCGCAAAGUAGUCCGCAUCCAAACCCGGAGGCAGAGGAGAGGCAGAAGGUGGAAACUGGAGAGGACGGCAGUGAGGGGUUCGACUACGAGGUUGACACUAAGAGCAAAGAGGUGCUGGAGGCACGAAUGCGCGCGGCCAGCGAAGAGCUCCUGAAGCUGCGAGACGAACUCUCUCAGGCGGGCGCGCGGUACAACACCCUCGAGCAGAGAUACAAGCAGGAGAAGGAGCGAUGGCGGGGCGAGGCCCAGGAGCUGGCCGACAAGAUCCGACAGUGCAUCAAGUCCAGCAAGCAGGAUCAGGAACGCAUCGGCGAGCUGGAGAAAGAGAUCGGAGCCACGCGGAAAGUGGCGAUCGAUUCUGAAGGGCAUCUGAGCGUCGCUCAGGAGGAGCUGUUGGCUUUCUCUGAGGAGCUGUCCAACCUCUACCACCACAUCUGUGUGUGCAACAACAUCACACCCAAACGGGUCACCCUGGACUACUACCGGGACAGUGCUAGGGGUGGUGGCGGAGGAGGAGUGCGAAGGUCACACCACGUCUUCGCCCAACACAACGCUCAGAAGAAGCCUCGGGCAAACGACAUGUUCAUCUCCAAAGCUGCGGCGCUGCAGUUCAUGGGCGAGGUGGACAGCGCAGGAUCCAGCGCAGACUCGCUGACCUGUCCCGGGUCCCCCACUCUGGAUUUCAGGGACCCGUCCAAUGUGUCCAACCUGGUUGCUGUCAUCCGUUGCCAGAUCAAGCACCUCAGGGUGGCUGUGGACCUUUGCCGUCAGAGAGGAGCGAUGCCGUACUCUGGGCUCAGCAGCAGCGAGGAGUCGGAGCGGGAUACCGAAAGCCUUUUGGAGGAAGUCCUAAAACUCAAAUCCCUUCUCAGCACAAAGAGAGAGCAGAUUGCAACCCUGCGUACUGUCCUGAAGGCAAACAAGCAGACGGCUGAGUUGGCCUUGUCUAAUCUGAAAACCAAGUAUGAGACGGAGAAGAGCAUGGUGUCGGAGACCAUGAUGAAACUGAGGAAUGAGCUCAAAGCCCUGAAGGAGGACGCUGCCACCUUCUCGUCUCUCAGAGUCAUGUUUGCCAGCAGGUGCGAUCAGUACGUCACCCAGCUGGACGAGAUGCAGAGGCAGCUUGCCGCUGCUGAGGACGAGAAGAAGACUCUUAAUUCCCUCCUGCGCAUGGCCAUCCAGCAGAAACUGGCCCUCACUCAGCGCCUGGAGGAUCUGGAGGCUCCUCAGGCCCCCCGCAGCCUGAACAGCAGCCCCCGGCGCUCCCGGGCCAAGGAGCUAGCCGCCAAGUCGGGCCGGGCCUCGCGCAGCCCCCGCAGCAGCCCCGGCAGGCCCCAGCUGAGGAGCAGUCCGCGGGCCAGCCCCGUCCUCGGCAGCAGCGUCCCCGCCUCGGCCACCCACCACUUGCGAGCUCUAACCCGAAGUCUCCACACAAGCCCUCGCUGAAACACUCCCACCAUCACUCCAAAACCCCUCUGCUCCAUAAGGACCAGUCUUCAUCUUGUGACUUCCCUUCCACCUGGCUAAUUCCUCCAUCCUCCCUGCUUGACCUGAGACAUCCUGUCCAUCCCAGAUAUGACGCUGCAUUAAUCCCUCUCUGCCAUGGAGUGAAAAAAAAUCUGAAAAGAUUAAAAAAAAGACAGAAAAUCUUCCAUCCCAGCCUCUUGCUGUGGAGAAACCUGCAUGCAUCCUGGAGGAGGCUGAAGAGUCUAACCUGCUGCUCAUUUCUCUCUCAUUGACUGUGUCUGUUUUGUCUUUUUCAAUGCGGUAUAUUGUGGUGAACCAUCGACAGUAUUUAUUCCAUAAACAGAAUCUUUCUUGUACAGUAUUUCCUAUCCUCUGACUCAGAUUCAAGGCUGUGAUCUGUUCUCUGGAGGCGUUAACGUCCUCACACCCUCUUGCCUUUAACCUGGCAACCUUGUCCGGGCUCUAUGGCUUUCUUUUGCAUCAGAAAGACAUUAGCUCCAGGUUUUCCCCCAGAAAACUGGCUAAGCCUGGUGGUUUGGCGCUAGGGCAGCCGUUCAUCCAGCGGCACGUCAUAUUUUUGAGUUAAAAAAUGUUUAAAGUUGACAGAAAAUUUGAAAAUAUCACUUUGUAAUUAUGUGUUACUGAAAGAUUGGAAGAUUAAUACCAAAACACCAACUAUAAAGUCUUAAAAAUGCAUAAAGAAACUUUUAAUUUUUAAAAAAAUAAUAAAUAAGCAAUGCUUAGCCUGGUGGGGGCACAUGUAAAGCCUGGUGGCCCGCCAGGCUUAUAAAGCACUGGGGGAAACCCAAUGAUCGUUUCUUAAAAUGAGCAGCGGAGAUUUACCGACAGAUCUAAGUGGAGCUUGCUGUUGUCGUUUAACUCCCACCUGUCUUUUUUUACCUUCUGACUUUCCUUGCCUGUCAGCUACACCCUUUAACUAGAGGUCAGUAAACAAGAUUGUUUUAUGUGGAAAUAGAUCAGCCAUAACGUCACCGACUCAGGUCAGAACCAUAAAUAUUCAGAUUGACAGUUUGAGAAGUCUUCAGUGGAGGUCUUACUUUACAAACUAUGCAGACCGGUGCCUAUUUCCUGCCUGACUUUUGGUUCAACACUAGCUGCGUUUCCAUUACAAAUGUGCGCAAAUCUUGAUUUAAAAAAAAAAAAUUUUUGAGAGGGAGGUCAUCCAGCCGAUAUCGGCCCUUGGCCUCCCCCUCAAACGGCUGCUUCCUCACCCCUUAGUACAUGUAGAUCUCCACUCCCGUCCUGAUGUCUCGAGUGGCGAGGUGGGUCGGCUAGGCCUGGGAACUUUGCUAACACACAUUUGACAUUAAAGUUCUUGGAAGAAUGGUUCAUCAUUCGGCCAAAGGUUGCCAGCUGCGGAUGACAUUCGCUCAGGUGGACCUGAGAGUUAAUGCAGAGUUCCUUGUCCCCAUACUGGGAAAAAGUAAAUAUAUGAUUUUUCUCUCGCCUUCAGGGACCCUUGGCAAACAUUU